Messenger RNA from Amborella trichopoda, 1075 nucleotides. RefSeq lists its product as uncharacterized. Gene Ontology annotation, molecular function: structural constituent of ribosome. Gene Ontology annotation, cellular component: mitochondrial large ribosomal subunit. The record is from RefSeq and is a predicted model, not a curated record. Lineage: Eukaryota; Viridiplantae; Streptophyta; Magnoliopsida; Amborellales; Amborellaceae. Gene Ontology annotation, biological process: translation.
ACUUUUUAAAGGCGGUGGUGUUAGUAAUGAGAAUGGAAACCCCAACGCGGUGAAUAGGAGGUAGGGUGAAGGCGUUUGAUGACGCUGAGACGAAGUGGGAACCGGUUCUUCCCUCGAAGAGGAGAAAGCCCGUGAAGCCUAUCAAAAGCCCUAGGUUGAAGAACAGAGGUCGAAGAAGAGAAAGAUGCCACAGCAGCCCUUGCUCCAUCGCUAUUAUCACGAAGAGAUUGAAGCCACGAAUUAGCAGUUUCGAGCUUUCUCAUUGCCAAACAGGUGAAAUUCCCAGCACCACAGUUUAUCAAAUAGGGUUUCAGCUUUCACCAUGCCAUGCAUCCUAGAAUCUAAGAAAGUUGACGGCUGGGGUCAAUUUUCACCUGCAUCCGAAAAUCUAGGAAAGUCAACCGCAGGGGUGAUUCUCAGGGAGACGCAGUAAAAGUUAUCAAACACCACCAGAUCAUCCCAAAACCUGUAGCCCCUUCAUCCCAAAACUUGUAAUCUCUUCUCUCUCCUCACACAGAGCUGAUAGAACAAUCUGCUAUUUUACAAGUUGAGAGAGAAUGGCGCUGGGAUUGAUAUUGGGGAUAGGCAGAUCUAUGCGAAGAAAGCGAAGUUCGGCUCUUGACAUUCUCACUUCUAAAAGAAGUCCAAGGGAUUAUUACAAGGGAAAAAAUGUCAAGCCCACUGGUUUUCACACUCGCAAAGGAGGAUAUGUUGUGAUGGAUGAAAAAUUGCCACAGUACGUCAUUCCUGAUUUGACGAACUUCAAGCUUAAGCCUUAUGUUGCACAGCAGAGCUGGUCACGAUCAGAGCCUCAGACUGAAGAAACCACUGCACAAGCUGCCAAUACAGAAGGGAGCAGCAAUUGAAUUGCGAUUGGAAUUUCUCUAGAGACCAAAUGUAGGUUUAAUUUCAAGCAGAAAAGAGAAGAGAAGAAUAUCCCCCCUUUUUGCUCUAUUUGUUCUGUAUGUUCCAUGUGUUUUAGUUGUUUCCUCUUGUGUUUCUCUUUGUUAAUGGCCCCUGAGGAAAAAUGUUACAAAAUCAUAAAUGUGCAUCAGCAAGAGAGACUUAAUUUUAA